This is a messenger RNA of Maylandia zebra (zebra mbuna), 1184 nucleotides long. RefSeq names its product RNA polymerase III subunit GL b (gene polr3glb). Lineage: Eukaryota; Metazoa; Chordata; Actinopteri; Cichliformes; Cichlidae. Gene Ontology annotation, cellular component: RNA polymerase III complex. Gene Ontology annotation, biological process: transcription by RNA polymerase III. The record is from RefSeq and is a predicted model, not a curated record.
CGAAGCAGCAGCACGCCGCAGAAAAAGAAGAAGCUGUGAUGGCGCGGAGCAGCACGUAAACAGAUGUGAACAGAUGUUUUAGCGCAUAGAAACAGGACAGCUGCUCCGACAGAGACCCGAGGAAGAGAUGAGAGAGAGCGGAGUCAGAAGGCGCGACGGGACGGACUGAGGCUGCAGAGAGAGGCGCACUGACGGUUAGGGAGCUCCGCUAACACCGCUGCUUAACAGCUAACACAUGCUAACAGCGGUUAACAGCUACAACCCGCUGCUGGAGGUCCGCCUCACCAGGUGUCCAGGUUCUGCUCUAACUGCUGAGUGGAUCUGUGUGACCCAUCCGAGUAGCGAUGGCGGCACGUGGGCGGGGGCAGAGGAUGCUAAGUUUCACUAUGGAAACAGUCAAAGGAGAUGCUCCACCUCCAUCGGUGCAGCAGCCCACACCUGUGUUUCCUGUGAUGGAGCGGAAGCCCCUCCCCCUGACAGGCGGGGAGGAGGCGGAGUAUCUGUUGGCCCUGAAGCAGGAUUUCAGAGGCGCCAUGAGGAGUCUGCCCUGCUUCAUCCAGCCGCUGGUGACUCACAGAGAUGUGGAGCGUUACUCUGAUAAGUACAACAGAAGCGAGCAGAUGGACAAGCUGCUGGACUGGGCUCCAGACUGGAAGAGAUUCCCCAGAGAGCUCCGAGUCCACGUCAGGCAACCUGCCAGAGACAGUGUAUCGGCUGCCGUUCAGUCUCCUCCUCCUCCUCAGAUGAAGAAGAAGGGUGUGAAGGAUAAAGAGGAGGUGCUGCUCAAACUGGAGAGCCUGGAGAAGAAGGAGGAGCAGGAGACGUCAGAGGACGAGGAGGGAGAGACGAAGAAGAAGCAGGAGGAGGAGGAGGCAGAGGGAGAGGAGGAGUACGACGAAGAGGAGUUCGAGGAGGAGACGGAUUACAUCAUGUCAUACUUUGAUAACGGCGAGGAUUUUGGUGGCGACAGCGAUGACAACAUGGACGAGGCUAUUUACUAAAGCACCAGCACACAUGACUUCCAGUCACAUGUUCCUGCGGUCUGACCGAAGCCGAGUCAGACCGACGACGAUGAUGAUGAUGAUGAUGAUGAGACUUUUUCUGAAUGUUUUUAAACUUUUGUACAAAAUGUAAUCAGUUUUAUUUUCUGCUGCUGGACCAAUAAAAACAGCACGUCUCACACA